AACUUUAGCCGAUCAGUGUCCUCCACAAGAAAAAAAUAUACUAUAAGCAAUAGAAAAAUAGUAAUCCCUCAAUAAGAAAAUCAAGAAAGAGAUUUCCUUUUCUUCCUGGUCUCCCUUCCACCACCAACCUCUCCUCCGGCCGGCCGAGUUGUCCCGCUCCGGCUGCGUCUUCUCCGGCGAGAGGGGUAGCUAGGUUUGCCUGCUCUUCCUUUGAGCGGUCUCCUCCCGGCAGGGCUGAGGAGAUCUCUCGGGACCUCGGGACUGGGGCGUGUAUGAUGGGGAUUUCGCUUAUGCCGAUGAAGACGCCCACGCGGCUUCUGUGGAGCACCAGCUUCUUCCGCCACAAGCUCGCCGCCAUGAUCGCCUCCUCGUCCUGCUUCUUAUAAGAGCCCCUCCGCCGCGCAGCAGCUGUAUAUAUACGUCUUUUUCGUUUGACUUCGCCCCCGUUCGAUCGACAACCAACGCAACUUCUUGAAGCUUUCUCUGCGAUGGAGCCCGGCCGGCUCAUCUUCAACACGUCGGGCUCCGGCAACGGACAGAUGCUCUUCAUGGACUGCGGCGCGGGCGGCAUCGCCGGCGCGGCCGGCAUGUUCCAUCGAGGGGUGAGACCGGUCCUCGGCGGCAUGGAAGAAGGGCGCGGCGUGAAGCGGCCCUUCUUCACCUCGCCGGAUGACAUGCUGGAGGAGGAGUACUACGACGAGCAGCUCCCGGAGAAGAAGCGGCGCCUCACGCCGGAGCAGGUCCACCUGCUGGAGAGGAGCUUCGAGGAGGAGAACAAGCUGGAGCCGGAGAGGAAGACGGAGCUGGCCCGCAAGCUCGGGCUGCAGCCACGGCAGGUGGCCGUCUGGUUCCAGAACCGCCGCGCCCGGUGGAAGACAAAGACGCUGGAGCGCGACUUCGACCGCCUCAAGGCGUCCUUCGACGCCCUCCGCGCCGACCACGACGCGCUCCUCCAGGACAACCACCGGCUCCGGUCACAGGUGGUAACGUUGACCGAGAAGAUGCAAGAUAAGGAGGCGCCGGAAGGCAGCUUCGGUGCAGCCGCCGACGCCUCGGAGCCGGAGCAGGCGGCGGCGGAGGCGAAGGCUUCCUUGGCCGACGCCGAGGAGCAGGCCGCGGCAGCGGAGGCGUUCGAGGUGGUGCAGCAGCAGCUGCACGUGAAGGACGAGGAGAGGCUGAGCCCGGGGAGCGGCGGGAGCGCGGUGCUGGACGCGAGGGACGCACUGCUCGGGAGCGGAUGCGGCCUCGCCGGCGUGGUGGACAGCAGCGUGGACUCGUACUGCUUCCCGGGGGGCGCCGGCGGCGACGAGUACCACGAGUGCGUGGUGGGCCCCGUGGCGGGCGGCAUCCACUCGGAGGAGGACGACGGCGCGGGCAGCGACGAGGGCUGCAGCUACUACCCCGACGACGCCGCCGUCUUCUUCGCCGCCGCGCAAGGGCACGGCCACCAUCACACGGACGACGACGAUCAGCAGGACGACGGCCAGAUCAGCUACUGGAUGUGGAACUAGGCUCGCGCGCAUGCAUCAAGAAGCGUGCGUGCGCCGUGGAAUCGAUCAAUUUCGGAGUAUGUCAGUAAAAAAGUCGUGGCGUUUUGUUUUCUCUCCUUGUAUGCUUCCCGCUGUAAUGUUGGGUCACUACGAUCGACCAAGUUGUAUGCAUAUGCAUUGUAGUACUACGAGUUAGGGUAAUAUAUCGGUGGUAAAAUCUGUCGUGAUGUACGGGAAAUAACUGCACGGAGUCAAAGCCUCAAUUUUAUGGCACAGUACAUCUUGUCAAAUGAGAUUUUUAAUCA
Messenger RNA from Triticum dicoccoides, 1795 nucleotides. Its product is annotated as homeobox-leucine zipper protein HOX16-like. Gene Ontology annotation, molecular function: DNA-binding transcription factor activity, RNA polymerase II-specific; sequence-specific DNA binding. Gene Ontology annotation, biological process: positive regulation of DNA-templated transcription. The transcript has 4 exons. The record is from RefSeq and is a predicted model, not a curated record. NCBI's taxonomy places the organism in Eukaryota, Viridiplantae, Streptophyta, Magnoliopsida, Poales, Poaceae. Gene Ontology annotation, cellular component: nucleus. Bases 489 to 1511 code for a protein of 340 amino acids.